AUGAAGCAUUUGAGUGGCAUCCCGUUUUUUGUAUUCUUCGUAAAUUUAUACAUUCACCAAUAUAAUGUUGUGAGCAAUGAAAUUGUUAAUUUGAAAAACCCCAACUUGAGGAACGGCCGAGCAGGAAAACACGUUACCCUGCAGGAUGAGGAAGGCCGUUUAAACGCAGAAGACGGUGAUCAGAUGAUCGGAAACGAAAGCCAGAAGGAAUUGCCACCCAAAUCGGAAAGAGAGGAACUCCAAACGCUGGCACAAGAUAGUAAUAAUAAUGAAGAAUUAAAAAAACAAAUAGAUGAAUUAGUUAAUAAAGCACAAGUAGCAAACACAGAAGCUGAAACUGCAGUAACUGAAGCAGAGGCAUCAUUAAAAACAGCAUCAGAAGCAGAAGAGAAAGUAAAACUGGCUGAAGGAAAAGAAACAGCAGCAACAACGAAAGCUAAAGAACAAGCGGAGAAAGCAGUUGCAGCGGCAAAAACCAAAAAAGAAGAAGCAAAAACAAAAGCUCAUAAUACAAAGCAAGAAUCGGAAAAGAAUGGUGAACAAGAAUUUAAAGCAAUAUUGGAAAAAGUAAAAACGCUUGUGGGAGAAGCGGAACAAGCAGCGAGUGAUGCAAAAGAAGAAAAAAGAAAAGCAGAAAUGGCAGCAAAAAUAGCGGAAGAAUUAAAAAAUGCAUAUGAGGCCAAAAAAAAAGCAAAAGACUCAGAACUCGCAGCAGAAAAGGCAAAAAAUGAUGCAACAAGUGCCGCUUCAGGCUCUACAGCACAGAAAGUAGCAGAAGCAAUUAAAAUAGCACAAGAUGAGGGGCAACUUGCAGGAACAAAGGCAACUGAAGCAGAAGAGGCAGCAGCUGAGACAGAACAAGAAGCAAUUAAGGCUAUAGAAAGCGUAGAACCAAAAGAUGAUAUACAGAAUGAACUUAAAGUGGUAAAAGAUAAGGCAGAUAAAGCAUCCAAAGCAGCCGCAGCAGCGAAGAAUGCUCAAAUAAAAGCCGAGAUAGCAGCCUAUGUGGUGCAAACAGAAGUUUCAAAAGAAGAAGCGGUUAAAUCUGCUAACGAAGCAAACCAAGCAAAAAUGAAAGCUGAAGAAGUUGCAACAGAAUCUGAGAAAAUAAAAAUAACUGACGUAACUAAAUCAGGAAAAGUAGGAGAGGCAAAAACUGAAGCAGUGAAUCAAGCGAAAAAAGCAGACAAGGCUAAAGAAGAAGCAGAGACUGCAGCAAAGAAUGCAGACGAAUCACAAACAUCAACAAAAGGUAAUGACGAAGAAGCCACACUAAGCAAAGCAAAAACAAAGGCACAAGAAGAAUCCGCAAAAGCAAAACAGGCACAAACAGAUGCAUCAAAUGCACUAGAAGAAGCGAAGAAAGCACAAACAAAAACAGAAAUAGCAGCCGAAGUAGUAAAAGCGGAAAAGGCAAAAGAAGAAGCAAUCAGUGAUGCAGCUGCAGCAGGAGAAGCAAGGAAACAAGCAGAAAGUGAAGCAGAAAAGGCAAAAUCGAACGAAGAAGCACAGGGAGCAGCCAAGAAGGCACAAGAACAAGAGGCAGAAGCAUUAAAAUCAAAGGAAAAUGCAGAAACUGCCGCAAAAGAAGCGGAAACGGAAGCACAAGGUAAUGGAACACAAGAAAAUUUAGAUAAAGUUAAAGAAAAAGCAAAAAAUGCAUGCGAUGCAGCAACUGCAGCUAAAAAUGCCAGAACGGAAGCAGAAAUCGCGGCAGAAGUUGCAAAAGCUCAAGCAGCUAAAACAGAAGCAGACGGUGCAAAGGUAGCAGCAAAUGCAGCGAAAGAUGAAGCGCAAAAAGUAGCAGACAAAUCCGAAUCGGCAGAAGCAAAACAGGCAGCGGAUAAGGCAGCCGCAGCGUCUAAAACGGCAGACGAAAAGGCAACCGCAGCCGCAAAGGAAGCAGCCGAUGCAACAUCUCUGUCAACAUUAACUACAGCUACAGUACCAGCAAUGCAAGAAAAGGCGAAUAAAGCUGUAGCAGAUUCAAACGAAGCCAAGAAAGCAAAAACAAAAGCGGAGUUGGCAGUGGAAGAAGCAAAAGCAGAAGCAGCAAAGGAAGAGGCGAAAAAAGCGCAAAGUGCCGCUGAUGCAGCAAAAACACAAGCAGAAGAAAUAGCAAAAAACGAAAUGGUAGAGGCAAAGGCUGUAGCUGAAGCCACGAAUGCAUUCGCCACAGCAAAAGCUAAGGCGCAGGAGGCAAGUGAUAAAGCAGGCGAAGUGGUACAGCAAGUAAAAAAAGCAGAAACAGAAGUGGACAAUGUGGUAGGUAACGAAGCACAAAAAUCAGAAAUAGCAACAGCAGUAAGCGAGAUAAAAGGAAAAACAUUGCAAGCAGUCGAAGCAGCCAACGAAGCGAAGAAAGCAAAAGAAUUAGCCGAAAUUGCAUUAAACGUUGUGAAAGCAGAAGUGGCAAAUGAUAAGGCAAAAAAGGCAGUCGCGGCAGCGGGAGCAGCAAAAGACGAAGCAAAAAAAGCAACCACAUCAGCAGAGCAACCCAAAAAAGAAGUAGAAUCUGCGGAGAAGGACGCGGAAAUUGCAAAAGAAAAUGAAAUAAAAGCAGGACAAAAGGCAAAAGAGGCAGAGGACAACGCGGCUGCAGCGCAAGCACAACUGCUCAUAGCAGAGCAAGAAUUAACGAAAGCGAAAGAAGCAGACAACGCGGAAAAAUUCCAAAGCGCAAAAACGAAAGCCCUCGCGGCG
This is a messenger RNA of Plasmodium cynomolgi strain B, 2703 nucleotides long. RefSeq names its product merozoite surface protein 3. NCBI's taxonomy places the organism in Eukaryota, Apicomplexa, Aconoidasida, Haemosporida, Plasmodiidae. The transcript has a single exon. The annotation marks the transcript as partial. The record is from RefSeq and is a predicted model, not a curated record.